Rhodamnia argentea is the source of this 774-nucleotide messenger RNA. RefSeq lists its product as uncharacterized. The transcript has a single exon. The coding region runs from base 1 to 774 and encodes 257 amino acids. The record is from RefSeq and is a predicted model, not a curated record. Lineage: Eukaryota; Viridiplantae; Streptophyta; Magnoliopsida; Myrtales; Myrtaceae.
AUGGGUAGGCGACUUAAGGAACGAGCUGCCGCUAUUGCCCAAGCCGCCGAUGCUGCUAUUGCUGCUGCUGCCCAUGGGGGAAAUGUUAAUCGUUGGAAUGACAAUGGGAAUAGACAGAUGCAUCAGUUGGUAGAGCAGUUCUUGAAGUUGAAACCGACGAAGUUUACCGGGAAAGGUGACCCAGAAGCUGCACCUCGUUGGAUAGAGGAUUUGGAGAAAGCAUUUAGCGUGUUGGGUUGCACCGAAGAGGAGAAAGUAACGCCGGCGAUAUAUCGGUUGCGGGACACGGCUAGUGAUUGGUGGAAGGCCACCGGGGGAAGAGUUUUCCCGGAGGGGGUAGCGUUGAAUUGGACUAUCUUCACCGAAGUCUUCAAUGGAAAGUAUUUUUCUGAGAUCGCUCAAGAGCAGAAAUUGUUAGAAUUUCAGCAGCUUCGCGAGAACCAUAUGACGAUAGAUCAGCAUGAGGUUGAAUUCUCGAGACUGUCAAAGUAUGCUCCGAGGAUGGUAGAGAAUCCGCUGGACAGAGCGAGAAGGCUCCGGGAUGGGUUGAGGCCGGAACUUCGUAGUCAACUGAUCCCGUUGAAUUUGAGGGACUAUGAUGAGCUGUAUGAGCGGGGUCAGAUGGUGGAGCGAGACAUGAAAGAGAGGGCUGCGGCAUCCGGAUCGCGGUUCAUGCCAGCCCGGGACAAUUGCCGGUUUGGCAAGAGGCCUAUGAUGGGAAACCGAUGCUUCGACCCUCCAGUUAGGAGAAAUAAUGGGAAACCGAUGUAUUAG